AUGGCCAACGUCUCCAAGAAGGUGUCUUGGUCCGGCCGCGACCGGGAUGACGACGAGGCGGCGCCGCUGCUGCGGAGGGCGGCACGGCCCGAGGCGCCGGCCGGCGAGGGCUCGCCGCUGCUGAACGGGGCAGGGCCCGCGGCCGCCCGCCAGUCACCCCAUUCGGCAUCUUUCCAGAUCGGACAGAUGAGCAACGUGGAGCCAGACGAUGAGCUUCUAAACCCAGAGAUGGAUCCCCCUCACCCUUUCCCCAAGGAGAUCCCGCACAACGAGAAGCUCCUGUCCCUCAAGUAUGAGAGCUUGGACUACGACAACAGUGAGAACCAGCUGUUCCUGGAGGAGGAGAGGCGCAUCAACCACAUGGCCUUCCGGACAGUGGAGAUCAAGCGCUGGGUCAUUUGUGCCAUGAUAGGGAUCCUCACGGGGCUUGUGGCCUGCUUCAUCGACAUCAUGGUGGAGAACUUGGCCGGCCUGAAAUACAAGGUCGUCAAGGACAAUAUCGACAAGUUCACGGAGAAAGGGGGGCUGUCCUUCUCGCUCCUGCUGUGGGCCACGUUGAAUUCUGCGUUCGUGCUGGUCGGCUCCAUGAUUGUUGCCUUCAUAGAGCCAGUUGCUGCUGGCAGUGGGAUCCCCCAGAUCAAGUGCUUCCUCAACGGGGUGAAGAUCCCCCACGUGGUCCGGCUCAAGACCCUGGUGAUUAAAGUAUCUGGUGUGAUCCUGUCCGUGGUGGGAGGACUGGCGGUGGGAAAGGAGGGGCCGAUGAUUCACUCGGGCUCCGUGAUUGCUGCUGGCAUUUCCCAGGGGAGGUCAACGUCACUGAAGCGAGACUUCAAGAUCUUUGAGUACUUCCGCAGAGACACGGAGAAGCGGGACUUUGUCUCGGCAGGAGCUGCGGCUGGAGUGUCUGCUGCGUUUGGGGCCCCUGUGGGCGGGGUCCUCUUCAGCUUGGAGGAAGGUGCCUCCUUCUGGAACCAGUUCCUGACGUGGAGAAUCUUCUUUGCUUCCAUGAUCUCCACCUUCACACUGAACUUUGUCUUAAGCAUUUACCAUGGAAACAUCUGGGACCUGUCCAGCCCGGGCCUCAUCAAUUUUGGCAGAUUUGACACGCAGACGAUGGUGUACACGAUCCACGAGAUCCCCAUCUUCAUCGCCAUGGGCGUGGUGGGUGGUGUUCUUGGGGCUGUGUUCAAUGCCUUGAAUUACUGGCUGACGAUGUUUCGAAUCAGGUACAUCCACCGGCCCUGCCUCCAGGUGAUUGAGGCCAUGCUGGUGGCCGCUGUUACAGCCACUGUCGCCUUUGUGCUGAUCUACUCAUCUCGGGACUGCCAGCCCCUGCAGGGCAACUCCGUGUCCUACCCCCUCCAGCUCUUCUGUGCAGAUGGCGAGUACAACUCAAUGGCUGCUGCCUUCUUUAACACCCCGGAGAAGAGCGUGGUCGGCCUUUUCCACGACCCUCCAGGCUCUUACAACCCUAUGACCCUCGGCCUCUUCACCCUCGUCUACUUUUUCCUGGCCUGCUGGACCUAUGGGCUGACAGUGUCUGCUGGCGUCUUCAUCCCGUCCCUGCUCAUUGGAGCUGCCUGGGGUCGGCUCUUCGGCAUCUCACUGUCCUACCUCACCGGGUCCGCAAUCUGGGCCGACCCCGGAAAGUACGCCCUGAUGGGAGCAGCUGCCCAGCUGGGUGGGAUCGUGAGGAUGACGCUGAGCCUGACAGUUAUCAUGAUGGAGGCCACCAGCAAUGUGACCUAUGGCUUCCCUAUCAUGCUGGUCCUGAUGACCGCCAAGAUCGUAGGAGACAUUUUCAUUGAGGGCCUGUAUGACAUGCACAUCCAGCUGCAAAGUGUGCCCUUCCUGCACUGGGAAGCCCCGGUCACCUCGCACUCGCUCACCGCCAGGGAGGUGAUGAGCACGCCGGUCACCUGCCUGCGGAGGAGGGAGAAAGUGGGCGUCAUCGUGGACGUGCUCAGCGACACGGCGUCCAACCACAACGGGUUCCCUGUGGUGGAGUCCACCGACAACCCCCAGUCAGCUCGGCUCCAGGGCCUGAUCCUGCGCUCCCAGCUGAUUGUCCUCUUAAAGCACAAGGUGUUUGUGGAGCGGUCCAACAGGGGCCUAGUACAGCGGCGGCUGAGGCUGAAGGACUUCCGGGAUGCCUACCCACGCUUCCCCCCUAUCCAGUCCAUCCAUGUGUCCCAGGAUGAGCGCGAAUGCACCAUGGACCUCUCUGAAUUCAUGAACCCCUCCCCGUAUACAGUGCCCCAGGAGGCAUCUCUCCCUCGGGUGUUCAAGCUGUUCCGUGCCCUGGGCCUCAGGCAUCUGGUGGUGGUGGACAACCACAAUCAGGUGGUCGGGCUGGUAACCAGGAAAGACCUGGCCAGGUACCGGCUUGGGAAGGGGGGCCUGGAGGAGCUCUCUCUGGCCCAGACCUGA
Messenger RNA from Pipistrellus nathusii (Nathusius's pipistrelle), 2430 nucleotides. NCBI's taxonomy places the organism in Eukaryota, Metazoa, Chordata, Mammalia, Chiroptera, Vespertilionidae. The record is from the annotation of a GenBank genome assembly.